AUGCGGCGCGGCGCCCGCCCUCCCGCCGGCAGCAUGAGCCCGUCCUUCUUCCUCCUCCUCCUCCUCCUCGCUCUGCCCACCCGCGCCCGCCGAGAGCAGGUGCCCGGCGGGGCGCAGCCGGGGCCAGCGGGCCGCAACGCUCCCGCGCCUUCCUCCUCCUCUUCCUCCUCCUCGGCGGCAGCGGCGGCGGGGCCGAGCCGCUUCCCGCGGAGCCGCCCGGGGCGACGGCGGGGCCGGCUGUACUGCCGGGUAGGCAUCGGCUUCCACCUCCAGCUGCACCCCGACGGCCGUGUGGACGGCGCCCACGACGCGAGCCCGCUCAGUAUUUUGGAAAUAUUUGCUGUGUCUCAGGGGAUUGUAGGAAUACGAGGAGUUUUCAGCAACAAAUUUUUAGCGAUGUCAAAAAAAGGAAAACUCCAUGCAAGUGCCCGGUUCACAGCGGACUGCCAGUUUCGGGAGCGCUUCCAGGAGAACAGUUACAACACCUACGCCUCAGCCGUCCACCGCAGCCCACGCUCAGGCCGCCAGUGGUACGUGGCACUGAACAAGCGGGGCAAAGCCAAGCGGGGCUGCAGCCCUCGUGCUCGACCCCAGCAUGUCUCCACACACUUCCUCCCACGCUUUUGGCAGCCUCAGCCGCCCGAGCUCGCCUUCACCGUCACCCUCCCCGAAAAGAAGCCUCCGCCACCAUUGAAACCAAAGGUCGCUCCUUCCCCGCCUCGUAAAAACCCCGGCCCCGUCAAGUACCGACUGAAGUUUCGCUUCGGGUAG
Colius striatus (speckled mousebird) is the source of this 771-nucleotide messenger RNA. RefSeq names its product fibroblast growth factor 5 (gene FGF5). NCBI's taxonomy places the organism in Eukaryota, Metazoa, Chordata, Aves, Coliiformes, Coliidae. The record is from RefSeq and is a predicted model, not a curated record. Gene Ontology annotation, molecular function: fibroblast growth factor receptor binding; growth factor activity. The transcript has 3 exons. Gene Ontology annotation, cellular component: cytoplasm. The coding region runs from base 1 to 771 and encodes 256 amino acids. Gene Ontology annotation, biological process: regulation of cell migration; cell differentiation; positive regulation of cell population proliferation.